Messenger RNA from Erigeron canadensis, 1648 nucleotides. Its product is annotated as glucan endo-1,3-beta-glucosidase 12. Gene Ontology annotation, molecular function: hydrolase activity, hydrolyzing O-glycosyl compounds. The record is from RefSeq and is a predicted model, not a curated record. The coding region runs from base 28 to 1440 and encodes 470 amino acids. The transcript has 3 exons. NCBI's taxonomy places the organism in Eukaryota, Viridiplantae, Streptophyta, Magnoliopsida, Asterales, Asteraceae. Gene Ontology annotation, cellular component: plasma membrane. Gene Ontology annotation, biological process: carbohydrate metabolic process.
CAUCUCACACUUCACUCACUGUAAAUUAUGGCCACACACAUCUUAUUUUCCAUUUCACUACUACUUCUCAUAUGUGUACUUGUCUCAUUUGCAGAUGGAGGUUCAAUUGGGGUAAACUACGGCCGUACAGCAGGCGACUUACCAUCAGCAUUCAAAGUCGUAAAGCUUCUAAAAUCUCAAGGAAUCGAAAGAGUCAAAGUCUACGACACCGAUCCAUCCGUCCUCCGCUCGUUAUCCAACACCAACAUCAAAGUAACAGUUAACCUCCCAAACGAGCUCUUAUUCGCGGCAUCUCGAAAACAAUCAUUCGCUAACGAAUGGGUUCGUCGCAAUGUAGCCGCAUACUAUCCACACACAUUAAUCGAAUCCAUCGCCAUUGGAAAUGAAGUUUUCGUUGAUCCUAAAAACACGACAGCAUUCCUAGUACCCGCUAUGAAAAACAUUCACCAAGGAUUAGUCAAAUAUAAACUUGAUUCUUUUAUCAAACUCUCGUCCCCUGUCGCUUUAAGCGCUUUACAAAACUCGUAUCCUUCGUCUUCUGGAUCUUUUCGACCGGAGUUAAUCGAACCGGUUUUUAAACCAAUGUUUGAGUUUUUGAAACAAACUAAUUCGUAUCUGAUGGUUAAUGCGUAUCCGUUUUUCGCAUACGAGUCGAAUUCGGAUGUUAUUUCGUUGGAUUACUCUUUAUUUAGACAAAAUCCGGGUGUUGUUGAUUCUGGAAACGGUUUACGUUAUUUCAGCCUCUUCGAUGCUCAGAUUGAUGCGGUGUUCGCUGCCAUGUCGGCUUUGAAAUACGACGAUAUUCCGUUGGUUGUUACGGAGACGGGUUGGCCGUCUAAAGGGGAUGAUAAUGAAAUUGGAGCUAGUAUUGAAAAUGCGGCUGCAUACAAUGGCAAUUUAAUUAAACGUAUUCUUACGGGCGGAGGGACACCUCUCCGCCCGAAAGCAAACCUCACGGUUUUCUUGUUCGCCUUAUUUAACGAGAACAAGAAACCCGGGCCGGUUUCAGAAAGAAACUACGGCUUGUUUUACCCAAAUAUGCAAAAGGUGUACAACAUUCCGUUUACGACGGAUGAUUUGAAAGAUUUCGGAGAAGAGAGUUCUCCGGUGAUACGUAGUGGUGAUGUGAGGAUGUCGACCCCGGUCGGAAACGGGUCGGGUUUGGGUGAAACUUGGUGUGUGGCAAAGGAUGUAGGGGAGGAUAAAUUGCAAAUGGGUUUGGAUUAUGCGUGUGGUGAAGGACGUGCUGAUUGCCGUCCGAUUCAGCCCGGAUCCACGUGUUAUGAUCCUAAUACGUUACGAGCUCAUGCUUCUUAUGCGUUCAAUAGUUACUAUCAGAAGAUGGGACGCGCUGCUGGCGCGUGUGUUUUUGAUGGGGCGGCUUAUGUAGUUACUCAGCCACCAAGAUUUGGAAAGUGUGAGUUUCCUACAAGGUACUGAAGAGGGAAUUACAGGGCAAGGAAAAUGAUGGCGAAAGAAACGAAACUUAAGUAUAUUAAUUAUUCAUUGUAGGUUUUGUUAAUUUUGGAUUAGUUGUAAUGUGGGGUUAGCACUUAAAUUUUUAAUGUAUUGUGUAGGCAUGCAGCUAUUAUUUAUAUGUGGGUUAAUUGUUUUUUGGUGACGUAGUGUCAUCUUAAGUUUGAUUGAA